This is a messenger RNA of Xyrichtys novacula (pearly razorfish), 2328 nucleotides long. The record is from the annotation of a GenBank genome assembly. Lineage: Eukaryota; Metazoa; Chordata; Actinopteri; Labriformes; Labridae.
AUGGAUGUUGCUAUCCAGCACCCCUGGUUCAGACGCGCCCUGGGCUCCGUCUACCCCGCCAGACUCUUUGACCAGUUUUUCGGGGAGGGCAUGUUCGACUACGACUUCUUUCCUUACACCUCAUCCACCAUCAGCCCUUAUUACAGACAGACCCUGUUCCGCAGCUUUUUGGAUUCCUUCAAUUCUGGCGUUUCUGAGGUAAAAAAGACCAAAAUUAAGAUUCAAAAAUGUUGGAUAAAUGCACAGGCUGUUAAAGGCAGAGGUGGAGAAAGAUAAGGGAUGUUUUCAUCCAUGUUUGCAUCACUUAAGUUCAUCAAAACAUCUCGUAAAAUCUCACCAAAGUAGUAGAAAGUGUGUACUUCCUAAAGUGCUGAAUUUGAAUCAAUUAACCAGUUAGUUCUUACUUUUAACAUACAAUUUCAACAUUGACAUCCACAGUGAUCUGUCCUGACCACUGUUAAUCUUGUCUGAUUCAUCUCCAGAAACACUCUUGAAUUUCAUUUUUUACUCACUUCUACUCUUCUCACGUCAGGAACAGACUUUCACUUGAUGAUGUUUUGAUGCUAUAGACCUCGUCAAUGUUUGUGCUCCUUCCCAGGUGAGGUCUGACAGGGAAAAGUUUACAGUCUACCUGGACGUCAAGCACUUCUCUCCUGACGAGCUCUGUGUGAAAGUCACCGACGACUACGUGGAGAUCCAGGGCAAGCACGGCGAGCGACAGGUAAGGGCUCCUCCGCUCUUUCAUCACCUCUGAGAUGGUUAGCGAGGGUACGGUCAUCGUAUGCGUACAACUUGAGAGAAAAGUUUGAGUUUUAAAUGGAAACUUUAAAAGGAGAGACAGAACAGAGUUUUUAAAAUGUGAUUAAAUAAUUGUAGUGUUUGGUAGAGGUUGAACCAGAAAGACUUUCAGUUUAUGUUGGAUUUUGGCCGUCCCUGCAAGCAAACAAGGACAUCUUUUCAAUUUGUUGAUCUAAAACAUACAAAUCUCAUACCAAUUUUUUUUUCCUGUUAUCUUUCACCAAUCUUUGCCGUGAAAAAAAAAAUAAAAUAAAAUAAAAUAAAUAAAUAAAUAAGGGUGACUGUCUUCCACCUAGCCAGGCAUCAAAAUAAUAAGACUUCAAUGAACCAUCUUGGUGACAUUCAUCUUAUGUCCUUCUGUAGGUCACUCAAAGCAUCAAUGUUGUUUUCGUUUAGUUCCACAACCAGAUAGAAAUUCUUCACAGAUGCUUUAAAGACGCUGAGAGGGCUAUAUGAUUGUAUUUCCACCGAGCUGUCACAAAAUCACACUUUCAUGUCAUGAAAAAAAUAGCCAAAAAAAAAAAACAAAAAAAAAACUGUGAUGACAAUUGCAUCUGGUAUUUAUUGGAAAACUAAAAAAAUAAAUAAAUAACCUUCAAUUGAAUUAAAUUACAUGUAAUCACCCAUUUCUAAAUAUGUUCAAAGUUGUGUUUUUUCCCAGACAAAAAAACUCCAAACCGAUAAAAACUCACUGUCUUCUUUUGCAUCAAUUUCUGCGUCACACACUGAUUGCAUUUUUUUUUUUUAUCAAACCAAGAAAAAAAAAAACCCCAAAAAAACUCAUACCAGUGAGGAAACUUUUUUAGGAGUGGAUGCAGUACUUCCCUUCAAACUGUCUAUCUCUGAUAUGAUUUGUGCUGCAGAGGGAGCUACAAACCAGAGUAAAGGCUCACCCAGUUUUCUCUUUGCAUUGCUUUGUUUUGACAUUUUAAGUUUACUUUAUAAAUAGUACUGUAAAAAGUAGUGUUUUUAUUUUCAAAAGACAGCUAUGGUUGAUGAAAACAGUUGAUAAUAACAAUGAUAACUUUAUUUUUACAGCACUUUUUGAAAACAGAAGUUUACAAAGCGCUUUGACAAACAGUUGCAAAGCACAGAACAUCAGCACAUGAAAAUAAAAACAAAAACAAAAGCUCAGUUUAAAAGUUAAGAGUCUGGUUAGAAAGUAUAAGUUUUAAAGUGGAGAGCAGAAUUAAAUGCAUGAGUUUUAUGCAUCAGAAUUAAGGAAAAGUUUAUACACGUCCACAUAGGUUUGUGUUUCUCUUUCAAAACAUUUACUAUGACAUCUUUACCCGAGUCUGACCUCGCUCUGCUUUUCUCCAGGACGACCACGGUUACAUCUCUCGUGAAUUCCACCGCCGCUAUCGCCUCCCCUCCAGCGUCGACCAAUCAGCCAUCACCUGCACCCUCUCAGCUGAUGGUCUGCUCACUCUGUGGGGGCCAAAGGUCAGCGGGGGGAAUGAAUCCGGCCGCAGCGAGCGAAACAUCCCCGUCACCCGCGACGACAAGCCCAACGCCGCUGUCUCCUCCUAG